AUGCCUCUGGUGUGGAAAGAAGUUGAAAGCUACCCUGGAGUUCAGUGCUGGGAGGGAGUCGUAGGAUCCUUGCGGCGCUGGAGUCUGGAGAGGGGAAGGACCAGCCAGUGGGCAGGGCUCGUCCCGUUAAUGGCAGCCAAUGGGCGGGAGGAGGCAGGCCCUCUGGCGGGCGGGGGUCGGCCAGCCGGGUCAGGCAGCUCGGUCCUCGGGGCGCUUGCUGGAGGCGCCGUGAUGACUGCUCUGAGCAGGGUUGAGGCUGCGGAGGCCGGCAGCAACCAACAGAUGCAUGGGAAGACGCCUUCUCUGAAGAGCCCUGUGUUCUGCACAGAGAAAGUGGACAGGGUUCCGACACCCCAGGACUCCAGUCUGCACUGGCCAGAAGGCCUGAAGAGUCAAGAGAUAAAGAAGUACAGUCGAGAAGGGACACUGCUGAAUAAAUACAACCAGCAAUACCACAAGCUGUUCAAGGACAUCCCCUUGGAGGAGGUGGUUCUCAAAGUGUGCUCCUGCGCUCUCCAGAGGGACCUCCUUCUCCAGGGCCGGCUCUAUAUCUCCCCCAACUGGCUCUGCUUCCAUGCCAGCCUCUUUGGCAAGGAUAUCAAGGUGGUCAUUCCCGUGGUGUCUGUGCAAACGAUCAAAAAACACAAGAUGGCACGGCUCCUCCCCAACGGCCUGGUCAUCACCACCAACACGAGCCAGAAGUAUGUUUUUGUGUCCCUGCUCUCCCGGGACAGCGUGUAUGACAUGCUGAGGAGGGUCUGCACUCACCUACAGCCUUCCAGCAAGAAGAGUCUGAGUGUAAGAGAAUUUCCAGAGGAACCUGAGUGCGAGUCCCUGGAAGUCCUCAUCCCUGAGAUGAAAUGGAGGAAAAUGUGCCCUGCCUCGAGGUCCCUGUCCCUCCCAGACAGCAUCCCCUGCGUCCCUCAGGCACCCAUGGACUCCCCGGACAGCCUGUUCCCCUCCAGGAAACCCCCGCGGUCUGAAAAUGCCGUCUGUGCACAGGAGGCACUGGAGGAGGAGACCAGGAGCAACGAGGAACUGAGGCUCUGGAAUUACCGGCUCCUCAAGGAUCUGCUGCUUGGUCCUGUCCUCAUCCUACCUGGCGUUCCGCAUCUCCCGGCUGGAACAGCAGCUGUGCUCCCUGAACUGGGACGGCCCAGUCCCUGGGCACAGGUAACAGCCUCUCGGCCUCUGUCCUCACUCCGCCCAGAAGAAUGCCUGGGUGCUAAGGGUCCAUCCGUGGCCCCCUUGGGCCCAUGACGCUGCUGUCGUGCUGGGACUGACUGUGAAGGAAAACAGCCCGAAUCCCUCCUCUUCCCCUGACUCUUCUGCUUCCUUUACUGAGUGAACUGGAGUAUCUGUUUAAAAAGCUCCUACAGUUUUUAAACUCAGACAAAAAGCCAGAUUUUUAGAACCAGCUGAGGAAUCCUAUACACUAAGCUUCAGCGACCAGUUCAGUGAAACAAAACAAAACAAAACAAAAACUCACCUUGCUCCUCAGAAACAGUUCUGGCACACAGGAGGGGACCAGGGGCCACACCAAGGGACAGGCCAUGUUCUGACAAGCGAGAGGCAGCUCUUUGUCACGUGCUCAGUCCAGUGCUGGGACAGAGGCCAGUACCCAAACUGUUCUCGCCCCACGUACAGAGAGGGGCCCUGCUCUUUGGCUCACAGGACUUCUCUGCAGGGGCCCAGGCACCUACCCAUCAGGCCUGGGGCAGGCUGGAGGGAGGUGGGGGCAACUUAUGAAAAAGGAGAGGGAAGGGCCUGUGGCCAGGACUCCAUCAAGAAAGGAAUAUUUGCCCGGGCUGGUGUGGCUCAGUUGGUUGGAGCAUCAUCUCGGAAACCAAAAGGUUGCGAGUUCUAUUCUGGGUUUGGGCACGUGCCUGGGUUGCAGGUCCAGUCCCAGUUAGCCCCGUGUGGGAGGCAACCGAUCGACGUUUCCCUGUCACAUCAGGACAGCUCUCCCUCUCUCUCCCUCCCUUCUCCUCACACUAGAGUCAAUAAGCAUGUCCUUGGUGGACAUUUAAAAAAAAAAGUGUGCUGAGGCUCCACAUGAGGAGGCUGGCCAACCCUGCAAGGACGCUGCAGGGGCAGGGGCAGGGGCCAGGCUGGGAAGGAGAACAGAGGUCCGGCGUUCCAUUCCUUUGAUCGCAGACCGGAACCAGAUCUCCCCCUGGUGCGCACACACAUUUCCAAAGUGCUGCAGGUGGAGAGCAGGCAUGACGCAGGUGGCGGCUUUGAUCCGAGGUAUUGCUUUGUUCUCUCUGCCUGACUGCCUGCACCUUUGGCAUGGCCAGGAGCAGCCCGUUGCGGGGCAUGGCUGGGGCCCGGACGUGAUGCCCGCAUUACCUGUAGCCACUCCAUAGCCUUUGUUGUCCAUGCAAAAGGUGGAGGUGUCCACAGUGGUUCUGGUACAGUGAAGGGACCAAGGCAGUCAGUUUGAUACCUUUGGGAACAAGAGAGGGAGGGGAUGGAAAGUGUAAACAGGUGUGGCUCUGAUUUAGAGAUUCCUCCCUCUCUGUCAAGGUCUUCUCUAGUCUGCAAAGCUGCUCUGUGCCUCAGACUCUGGCCUGCUGUCCCUAGGGGCCACACACACUACCAUGGUGACUUGGGAAGCUCUGUAAGGGCUGCGGUGAGGCCAGCAGGAUCAGAGAAAGUCACCGGUGGUGAGGGGAGUGGUGUCAGAAAUGGCCACUGUUUCCCACUGUCAGACACCUGAGAGGUUAACUGGGGAGAAGCCCGAGUGGGAGCCAUGAUCAUCUGUCCUGCUCAUGACAAACCCCAGUGAGGCCUGGAGGGACUGACAGUAUGACUCGCUAAGCUCGGUCUGCAGGUCUCUAGGGUCUGGGGUCUAGGGUUAAGUUGGAGCCUGGCCUUGUGGGUUGCUUGCACCCAAUCUGUGUGUCUCAGGUGACACUCACCACCCCGUUUCCCUACGGUGCCACACUGGAUGAAUACUCACCCUUUUCGGGAAACCAGCCCCCUUCAUCACUCCUUUUCUCCUGUUUUGGGGGACAUAAUGCUACGUUCCCUAGAGUCUCCCCUCCCUGGUGCUUGCUGAAAAGUGGGGAGAGCAGACCCAUUCUCUGAGCUGUGAUGGCGGCUGUGAUGCUGGUGAACACGGCCAUGUCCCGGGCUCAGGAGGCAAGAGGCAUGCCGUAGGGUAGACAGUUUGGAGGCGCUCUAGGGUCCAGGGCUCUGAGUGGUAUGGUUGUGCCUGCCCCUCUGGAGGGUCCUUUCUCUGUCUCUCCCUCUUGUCCCCCAUCCUGGUUCUCUGGGGCCAGAGUACCUUUUCUUGUGCUCAUGUAUAAAUUGUGUGUAUUUAUCCAGACCGCCUUGCAUUGGCUGAUGUUCCUCUAAUUCCCUGAGAGUCUGGUUCAACUAUUCUCAGGUUGUUUCACUCUGGCAUUAGCCUUUGAAAAUAGUUUUAAAUAAAAAAAUUCUGAUUU
Molecule: messenger RNA, 3452 nt
Organism: Artibeus jamaicensis (Jamaican fruit-eating bat)
Lineage: Eukaryota; Metazoa; Chordata; Mammalia; Chiroptera; Phyllostomidae
Gene: GRAMD2A
Product: GRAM domain containing 2A
Biological process (GO): regulation of store-operated calcium entry
Cellular component (GO): organelle membrane contact site; extrinsic component of cytoplasmic side of plasma membrane; endoplasmic reticulum membrane
Molecular function (GO): phosphatidylinositol-4,5-bisphosphate binding
Source: RefSeq, a predicted model, not a curated record